Maniola jurtina (meadow brown) is the source of this 1096-nucleotide messenger RNA. RefSeq lists its product as uncharacterized. Bases 116 to 1024 code for a protein of 302 amino acids. Lineage: Eukaryota; Metazoa; Arthropoda; Insecta; Lepidoptera; Nymphalidae. The transcript is spliced from 6 exons. The record is from RefSeq and is a predicted model, not a curated record.
UCGAAAUGUCAAGCCAGUGUUAAAAUUUCCAGUAAAAUGUAAGCACUGAAAAAAUUAUCAACAACUCAACCUUCUCAACUUCAAGCCGAGAAUACAAAAUAUAAUCCACUACGAAAUGCAGUUACUUCACGAUCAUUCCCCCAUUGUUAACAUUAAAGAUCAUAAAAUUAGUAACAUUGGAAACAUGAACGCAAACAUCCGAGCCCCCUCGUCACACAACAUCGAGGUUAACGAGAAGAAAUUUUCGAACGCAUCCCUUUUCUUGAUGAAUCCGGUGGCCAGUGGCGAUAACAUUAUGCUGAAUGACUUGAACAACGGGCUGAAGUUGAAAGAAGAACCGACUCCACAACUUGUGCCGUGUUGUGAAGGGAAGGAGCUGCAGAUCAAUGAAGACUUGGUGCGCAGCGGUUUGUCAGCCAUUUCGGUGAAACACGACAGCGUGAUUCAUUGUAUGAGCAUGUCCAGCGCUUGCGAGAAGAUGCAGAUUCCACCUGGCCUUGUCAAGCACCGUAAUUCGUUCCGCUCGCUGCAUCGUCCUGACUUGAAGCGGGUUCCGUACCUUCGUCGCAUGAAGCCUGAGGAGCUGGAGACACUUUUUCGAGGCUACGCAGACGUACCGCACUUCAAGAAAAAUGAUACUAACAAUCAAAAAGUAACUAUGCACCCAGAUGAAAAUAUUGGGGCAAGAAGUGUACGAGAGAAGACGGUUAUCAAUUUAAAUGAGUGCGACGGUGGUCUGUUACAUCCAAUCCCAGAAACAAGGUCGGGUGCAGAGGACGUGCCAGCAGGCAAGAGGCUUCAUGGCGCACGUGCUCGCCUCUAUACUUCCGUCCUAGCUGGAGCUAAGACUGGUGAUCAGUUGGACAAUGCAUUGGCAAAUGAAGAGUACGACACGAGAGUACCAGAGGACAUAAUUCCCGAAGACGAGGUCCAGUUUAACGAGGAAUUACAAAUUAUUCUCCCUCCACGCUGCGAUGACACUGCAGGCUCUUCUAUCACCAGUUCAGAUACUACAACUAUUUAGCACCAGUUCGGAAACAGCUUACCAUUGCCUCUUUCUUUUUGUAAGGGAAAGAAUGACACCUUUAUAAUGAAA